This is a messenger RNA of Mytilus californianus (California mussel), 1464 nucleotides long. RefSeq names its product cyclin-dependent kinase 20-like. The transcript has 10 exons. Bases 199 to 1230 code for a protein of 343 amino acids. Gene Ontology annotation, molecular function: ATP binding; cyclin-dependent protein serine/threonine kinase activity. Gene Ontology annotation, cellular component: nucleus. The record is from RefSeq and is a predicted model, not a curated record. Lineage: Eukaryota; Metazoa; Mollusca; Bivalvia; Mytilida; Mytilidae. Gene Ontology annotation, biological process: protein phosphorylation.
GAAAGAAAACAUAUUUAGACCAAAAAUGCUUUCCUGACAACAACAAAGUAUUUUUUAUAAAUUAUUCGACCUAAAAGGCAUGCCAUAAAGCAGGAGUGUACCUAAAAUUUCCUGAAAGAUUGAAUCUUAUUGUUGUUAAACAUUUUAGCAGCAUUUUCAUACCACUGCCACAGUCAAGGGGUCAUAUACUGAUUGAUAAUGGAACAGUACACAAUAUUAGGAAGGAUAGGUGAAGGUGCUCAUGGCAUUGUCCUUAAAGCCAAACACAUAGAGAGUGGUGAAGUUGUUGCCUUGAAGAAAGUUCCGCUCAGAAAACUUGAGGAUGGUAUUCCAAAUACAGCACUUAGGGAGAUUAAAGCUUUACAAGAAAUAGAGGAUAAUCCAUAUGUGGUAAAGUUACGUGAAGUUUUCCCUCAUGGCAGUAGUCUGGUUUUAGUCUUUGAAUAUAUGCUGUCAGAUUUAUCUGAAGUUGUACGGAACUCAGAAAAACCUAUAACAGAGGCACAGGUCAAAUCAUACAUGCUGAUGCUUUUAAAAGGAGUCGCUUUCUGCCAUGAAAACAAUAUAAUGCACAGAGACUUAAAACCAGCUAAUCUGUUGAUUAGUUCAACAGGUCAUCUAAAGAUUGCAGACUUUGGUCUUGCCAGGGUGUUUCAGAAUGAAGGGAAUAGACAGUAUAGCCACCAAGUAGCUACAAGAUGGUACAGAGCCCCAGAAUUGCUAUAUGGAGCUAGAAAAUAUGAUGAAGGAGUAGAUUUGUGGGCAGUUGGUUGUAUAUUUGGUGAGCUACUAAACAACUCUCCAUUGUUUCCUGGAGAAAAUGACAUUGAACAGUUAUGUUGUGUUUUAAGAGUGCUAGGAACACCCAAUGAAAAGAUAUGGCCUGGAAUCUCUGAAUUGCCAGAUUACAACAAAAUAACCUUCCCAGAAAACAAACCCAUACCAUUUGAAGAAAUAGUACCUGAUGCUUCACCUGAGGCGUUAGAUCUGCUGAAAAAAGUCUUAGUGUAUCCAUCCAAACAACGCAUAUCUGCAAAAGACGCUUUAUUACAUCCCUAUUUUUUCACCGAACCUCUCCCAGCUCACCAUUCAGAAUUACCAAUACCUCAAAGGAGUAAACGUGGAUUGCCACGUCGCCAACAGACUCAUGAAUAUAACUUUGAAACUCCUUUAGAAAAAUCAUUAAUAGACCCUGAAAUGUUAGCACCACAUGUAGUUAAGAUGAAAUAGAUAAAUGUAUUGACAUAUUUCAUAUUUUAUAUAUUACAACAAUGCCAAUAAUAGCAUCAACAAUAUUUGUAACAAUUUCUAAAAAGAGGAUAAUUCUGAAAAAGGUACUUUUGAUAGGCCAUUAUAAUUAAGUGUGAUGUAACAUUGGCAUUCAUGCAUUUCUUAAAUGGAUCUUUGUGAAAACUAUUGAAUUGUGUAUAUGGUAUGAGUAAUACAUUAUAAGCAGAGUUGCAA